Molecule: messenger RNA, 3327 nt
Organism: Aricia agestis (brown argus)
Lineage: Eukaryota; Metazoa; Arthropoda; Insecta; Lepidoptera; Lycaenidae
Product: serine/threonine-protein phosphatase 2A 56 kDa regulatory subunit gamma isoform-like
Exons: 12
Coding region: 193-1950 (585 amino acids)
Biological process (GO): protein dephosphorylation; signal transduction
Cellular component (GO): cytosol; nucleus; protein phosphatase type 2A complex
Molecular function (GO): protein phosphatase activator activity
Source: RefSeq, a predicted model, not a curated record
GUGAAAUUUAUAUUGUUCAGUCUGAACGCAGAUUUGCCGCGUGUUUGUGUUUACUCGUGUUUCGAAACUUUUUUUUUCGACACGAGGUGUGCACUGUGCACUGCGCGGUGUGUUUAAAAAUCUAGAUUUUUUCCAUGUUUAAAUUGGAUUAACAGUUUAAAUUGAAGUUGUGAGAGUGAAGUGCUAGUGAAAAUGUUGGCUUCAGCUGUGUCGGCCAAUUUGAGCCGACAGACGUUGUCUUCUGUGUUUCAAAUGAGAAGGUCCGUGGAUCGACCACUCAUUAUGAGUCGAACAGAGAAGCCGUCGUUGGCGAGCCGUCCGCCGCCGCCGGCGACCAUAGUCCCCAAGUCGGCGGACGGGCCGCGCCCACCGGGGUGGAACGGCCAGCCGCGCCGGCACGGCUCCAGUCGCUUCAACGUACACAACCACAACCAGGAGCUCGUCAAAUUACCACCCAUCAAAGACGCACCAGCGGCUGAACGGGAACAGCUAUUCGUGCAGAAGCUGCGACAAUGCUGCCUGCUGUUCGACUUCGCGGACGAGCCGCUGUCCGACCUCAAGUGGAAGGAGGUGAAGCGGGCGGCGCUGCUGGAGAUGGUGGAGUACGUCACAUCGCAGAGGGGCGUCAUCACCGAGGCCAUAUACCCGGAGGCGGUUAAUAUGUUUGCCAUAAACCUGUUCCGGACAUUACCUCCGUCGUCCAACCCGAAUGGCGCGGAGUUCGACCCGGAGGAGGACGAGCCCACGCUGGAGGCGGCCUGGCCGCACCUUCAGCUGGUGUACGAGCUCUUCCUGCGCCUGCUGGAGUCGCCCGACUUCCAGCCCAACGUCGCCAAGAAGUACAUCGACCAGAAGUUUGUGCUCCAGCUGCUGGAGUUGUUCGACACAGAGGAUCCGCGGGAGCGCGACUUCCUCAAGACGACCCUACACAGGAUAUACGGGAAGUUUCUAGUCCUACGCGCCUACAUCAGGAAACAGAUUAACAAUGUAUUCUAUAGGUUUAUAUACGAGACGGAGCACCACAACGGCAUCGCGGAGCUGCUGGAGAUCCUGGGCUCCAUCAUCAACGGGUUCGCGCUGCCGCUCAAAGAGGAACACAAAUUAUUUUUACUUAGGGUACUGCUGCCGCUGCACAAAGUGAAGUCGCUGUCGGUGUACCACCCGCAGCUGGCCUACUGCGUCGUGCAGUUCCUGGAGAAGGACCCCUCGCUCACGCAGCCAGUUGUUAGGGCGCUACUGAAGUACUGGCCGAAGACGCACUCGCCGAAGGAGGUGAUGUUCCUGAACGAGAUGGAGGAGAUCCUGGACGUGAUCGAGCCCGCCGAGUUCCAGAAGAUCAUGGACCCGCUGUUCCGCCAGCUCGCCAAGUGCGUCUCCAGCCCGCACUUUCAGGUGGCGGAGCGCGCGCUAUACUACUGGAACAACGAGUACAUAAUGUCGCUGAUCACGGACAACGCGACGCACAUCCUGCCCAUCAUGUUCCCCUCCCUCUACCGCAACACCAAGAGCCACUGGAACAAGACCAUACACGGCCUCGUCUACAACGCCCUCAAGCUCUUCAUGGAGAUGAACCAGAAGCUGUUCGACGAGUGCACGCAGCAGUACAAGCAGGAGAAACAGAAGGAGCACGAGCGUCUACAGCAGCGCGAGGAGAUGUGGCAGCGUCUGGAGGCGCGCGCUGCGGCCAACCCCGCGGCGGACGACAUCCUGCGCCCGCGCACCGCCGCCGGCGACGCCCCGCGCGACCCCGCCCCCGAGCCGCCCGACAUGACGCUGCCCCGCAUCGAACCCGACGAGGCAACAAGAAAACAAACCUAUAACAACGCUACGAAGCCCCUGCUACGGAAGAAAUCGGAGCUGCCGGCCGACACGUCGACGGUGAAGGCGCUGCUGGAGCACAAGCGCGCCGACCCCUUCCUCCCCGCGCCACCCGACUCCGACCGCUGCUAGCGCCCGCCCGUCCCGCGCCGCCAGACCCGCCCCGACCGCUAGCACCCGCCCCUAGUGCGCUACUAGCCCCGCCCCUCUUGCACUGCUAGCCCCGCCCGACCGUUAGCGCCCAGGCUGCUACAACUAUUACUAACAAUCCGACCGCUCUUAGCUCCUGCUCGUCAGACCCGCAUCGACCGAUUCCGCUCAACAUAAAUUGUGAUACCCCCGACAACUGCUACGGACACCAUCCAACUUCCAAUUUGUUGUUAGCGUCCAUCACAAAAAUACUGCUAGUCGUCUGUGCCUGCCAUAAUACCGCUGUUGGCGCUAUACCCUUUAUUACCGAUACCAAAACACACCAACAUGGUUCUGUUGUUAUCCACUAUCAACAAAAUAAAUAUGUCCCUCCUCGCCUCAUACUUUUUGCAUAUCCCGAAACGCCUUUUCUAUUAGUAACCAAUCUUAAGAACUCAAAAUCGUAAAGGGCGGGUUGUAUAGUAGUCUAUAAAGCAAGAAGAUAUUAUUGCAUUUUGCGAAUGAUAAACUAAUUGGGUCGCUAGUUACGCAAAUAAGACUUUCAAUCAAAAUUAUUGCUGCCAAUAUUUGUUUGUAGCAAUCUGACAAAUCAAUCAAAUACAAUGCUAUCAUGUAAAAUUAACCAAAAUAUCGUUGUCGCCCGAGCGGGAAAAAAAUAUGUAAGUAUUCUGAGUUUUUCGAUUGUUUUAAAUAUUAUAAUAGAAUGCAAUAUAAUAAAAAAAUAUAAUUUUUACAAGAUUUAUAUAUAAUAUGAAUGUUGAACAUUUAAUUUGUGAGUAGUUAAUUUAUUUAAAUUACAUUAUUUCAUCGCAUUGCUGGACAAGACUUAUUAGGAAGUAAUUUAAGAUAACAGUACUCGUAUUCCAAAUUCCUAUGUCGUUGUUAAAUCGCUUGAUAACCACAGUGAGUGUUACAUAGAAGCACAUCGCAUUUACUAAGUAACGAUUUGUAUAAAGUAGAUAGCACACACAAUUCAACCACGCCGGGGUGGAGUGAAGAAAUCCUGUUAACUUUACAACCCAAUUUAUACACUAAGCUUCUAUCUUUCAGUAAAAUGUUUUUCACGCCACCUUGGCCUCCGUUUGUUAUACAAAUAUUUAGAUGUACACAACCCACCAGCAUUUCAAUCUAGUAUUGUAAAUAAAUUGCCAGUUUCGGCAAAAAUUAACACUAUCAAAGUAUUAAAUUGUUCGUAUAUAAUAAAACAUUCGAGAACAACAGACGAGAACUUCGUUUUUACGGCAGUUAUAAACACUACUAAAAUACAAGACUCGUUUCAGGAUUUCAUUUUCAUACAUACUCGCUUCCUCUACCUUUGUAUCUAUCACAAACGUUUUCUUCUGUCGCUAUAUUUAAAAG